UGGAUAUCUUAUUAGAAUUGUGUCAGUUUUAUUAUAAUUAUAGUAGUUAAUUAUGCAGUUAUGGUUUAUUAUUAUAUUAUGAUUAAUAAUUAAUUAAGUCAGUAGUGGGAGGUUAAGUUUUAAGAAUAAAUAGGGGAGGGAUGGGAAGAUUGAGGGGCAUCUGAGGAUUUGACUGGGAAGGGGCCAUUUUGGCAAUAGGGAGGUGCAGACCCUCGAAGUUCUGCAAUAUUAUUCUGUAAUCAAAGGGAUUUUCCCUAUUUUAUUCUUCUAUAUCAGUUGAUUUCUAUCAGUUAGUCAUGACCUGACCUACACCAAACAUCCACCGUAUGUGAUGAUAACAGCUCGACAAUGGAGCCACUCCCCACACUUGUGCUUAGGGGCUCCGGUAAAGACUGUGCUGGACGAUGGGACUUCCUCCUGCUUCCCUCUUUAUCAUCUUUUUUAGUCAUGGUUAUCCGCACUGGCGGUACAUGAUCCCUUGGCUUAAACAUGCGUACAUGGGUCUCAUUACAUGUUAAUAAUUUAUUAAUUGAUUUUCUUAUCUGAAAUCUACUGCUGUUAGGGAUAUAUAACAGUGCAUAUUUUUUCUUCUAAAAAACAAAUUAUUAUGGUUAAAAUGAUCUUCAAGGCAAUAUAGUAUUGCAAAUUUGGUCUAGAGUCACUAACAUUUACCAAAUUAAUUUUUACAAAGUCAAACAGCAACUUGCCAUUUUUUUUUUUUGAAGAGCAACUUGAUAUCUUAUCUUGCAUAGGGAGUUCUCUGAUGUCAGCUGAUGUUAGCAUUAUAAAAUGAAUACUGGUUCAACUGCCUCUUUGUAUUUGUUUAGUGGAAUAUAAUGGUUGUACAAGAAAUUUGGUAUGUUACCCAAUAGAAAUUAAUAAUAAUUGUAACUCCCAAGAAGCAAGAGCAUUGACAUAGGAUUAAUUAAAGAAUUUGCUUACAUCACAUGCAUCCAAGUCUCUGAUAAUAAAACUAAGAACUAAGGUUGAAGGAACAGGAGCACCUUAUGUUAAAAAGAGUUUACAGAAGGAUAUGACUCUGAGGGAUAUCUUUUUUAACAGUACAAAAAAGCGUGAAGCAUAGUAAAGAUUUAAAGCUAGCAAAGGAGUGGCCAUGGAUGUUAUUAUUCCAGUUGCUGCUACAUUUGUUGAGUAUAUGUUUGUACCUAUUGGACGUCAAUUUGGUUACAUACUCUACUACAAGAGAAACCUUGAAAGGAUGAGAACUGAGGUCAAAAAUCUGGAAGGAUCAAAAGAUAGCGUGCAACACACCGUUGAUGAGGCUAGAAGGAACGGGCAAGAGAUUGAAAAUAUUGUGCAGAACUGGCUGAACAAAGCGGACAGCACUCUUGGUAAGGCUAAGAAACUUAUUGAGUCUGAAGGUCAUGCAAAAGCUCAGUGUUCUAUGAGACACUGUCCCAAUCUGUGUACAAGGCAUCAACUAAGCAGGAAGAACAAAAAGAUGUCACAAGAGAUUUCUGAAGUCCUCGCACAAGGAAAAUUUGACAAAAUUUCUUACCGUUCUGCUUCUCAAGUGGCAGUCAAGCCAUUUAGUAGAGGUUAUGGGGCCCUGGACUCUAGCACAUCAAUGUUGAGUGAGAUUAUGAUGGCAUUGAAUAAUCCUAACAUCUUCAUUAUUGGGGUGUAUGGGAUGGCUGGAGUGGGCAAGACAACACUAGUGAAAGAGUUACUUUGGCAAGCUCAAAAUGAUGGGUCCUAUAGUGCUGUAGUAAUGGCUACUAUAAGUGGGUCUCCAGAUGUUGAAAAUAUUCAAGGCCAAAUUUCUGAUGCCUUGGAUUUGGAAUUUAUCAAGGAGACCAAAGAAGGGAGAGCAAGACAAUUACGUGAAAGGAUAACCAAGGAGAAGAAUAUUAUCGUUAUUUUGGAUGAUAUAUGGGGCAGACUUGAUUUGGAAGAAGUGGGGAUUCCUUUUGGUGAUGACCACAAAGGAUGCAAGUUGGUGGUGACAUCCAGAGAUCUUAAUGUGUUAAGCUGUGAGAUGGGCACUCAGAAAGAAUUUAGACUUGAAGUUUUACAUGAGGACGAUAGUUGGAAAUUGUUUGUGAAAAUGACAGGUGAUGUUGUUCAAGAAUUCAAUAUAAAGCCCAUUGCAGUAAAAGUGGCAAAAUGUUGUGCUGGUUUACCCCUUUUGAUAGUUACAGUAGCAAAGGCUUUGAGGAGAAAGAAUGUCUCUGCUUGGAAGGAUGCCUUAAAUGAAUUAGAAAGAUUUGAUCAAGAAGGAUUGCAUAAGAAAGUUUACUCUACUCUGGAAUUGAGUUAUAAUUGUUUAGAGAGUGAGGAACUGAAGUUGCUAUUCUUGUUCAUUGGUUCCUUUGGACUAGAUUACAUCUACAUUGGAUCGAUGUUUUUAUAUUAUUUGGGGUUGGGCUUAUUUAGACACUAUCACACAUUGACGGAUGCAAGAAUCAGAUUCUACAAAUUAAUAAACGACCUGAAGGCCUCUUCGUUGUUACUUGAGUCCGAAAUUGAUCGGGUUAGACUUCACGAUGUUGUAAGAGAUGUGGCUAAAUCAAUUUCAUCCAGGACUCGGCCAACCUAUGGGGUGAAAAGAUACACCGAAGUAAAACAAUGGCCAGAGAUGGAUCAACUAAGAAAAUGCCAUCAGAUAAUCAUUCCUUGGUCAUAUAUUUACAAGCUUCCUGAAAAGCUGGAGUGCCCAGAGCUAAAGCUACUACUACUUCAUAAUAUAGAUGACUUUUUGAAAGUCCCUGAUGACUUCUUCUCCGGGAUGAGAGAGCUAAAGGUCAUUAAUUUAUAUGGAAUGAUACUUACCCCUUCUCCACCACCAUCUCUUUAUCUCUUGACAAAACUUCAAACAUUGGUUCUUUCUGGAUGUGUAUUAGAAGACAUAUCAAUUGUUGCAGAGUUGAAAAGUUUAGAGAUUCUCAGGCUUGAAAGAUCUCAUAUUAAAGAGCUACCUAAAGAAAUAGGGCAACUAACUAAUCUUCGAAUGCUGAACUUAGCCAAUUGCUCUGCACUAAGAUUCAUUCCUGCAUAUCUUAUUUCAAGCUUAACACGCUUGGAAGAGUUGUACAUGGGGAAUUGCUUUAUUCCAUGGGAUGUCAGUGGAAGCAAAAAUGCAAGUCUAGAAGAGCUAAGGAAUUUGCUUCAUCUAACUACUUUAGACAUAAUGAUUCAAGAUGCUUCUGUUUUGCCAAGGGACUUGCAGGUUUUUGAAAAGCUUGAAAGAUACAACAUAUUUGUUGGUGAUAGGUGGAAAUGGUCUUUGGAAUGGUCUGGGGGUGCUUCUGAAUCUUCAAGAAUACUUAAGCUCACGGACAAUAGGAAUUCAAGCAUUCUUUUGGAUCCUGGGUUGAACUUCUUAUUAAAUUCAGCUGAGGACAUGUGUCUUGCCAAAAUACAUUGUGUUAGAAAUUUCCUUUAUGAACUGAACCGGGAAGGUUUUCUGCAGUUGAAGCAUUUGUGCAUUCAAGACAGUACUGAAUUGAAGUACAUCGUUAAAUCAAUGGGCUGGGUUCAUGCUUAUCCUGCUUUACCUAACUUAGAAACUUUGGUUCUUCAAAAUCUAAUUAAUCUGGAAGAAAUAUGCCAUGGCCCACUUCCAAUUCCAUCUUUUACCAAAUUAAAAUCUCUUGAAGUCAAAGGUUGUGAAAAGUUGAAGAAUUUGUUACGGUAUUCCCUUGUUAAAAAUCUUCCUCAUCUUCUCGAAAUAAAAAUUUCUGACUGCAAAAUGAUUACGGAAAUCAUUGUUGAGCAAACAUCUGAGGCUGAUAAAGAAAUUGACAAUAUUAUGUUCCCCAAGUUGUGUUCUCUUGAACUUGAGCAUUUACCUAGUCUCAUUAGUUUCUGUUCUGUACCAUUGAUAGCUGAGGGUCACAAGAAGUGUGUGGAAAAUUAUGAUGAUAAACACUGCAUGGAUGUGGCACUAAUUGAUCAAAAGGUUGGAAUGCCCCAGCUUGAAAUCUUGAAGCUGUCUAAUAUCAACUCAAGGAAAUUGUGGGAUGACAACCUUCCCGGUCAUUCUUGUAUUCGAAACAUCAAGAGUUUGACAAUUGACAAAUGUGGUGGCAUUGCGUGUGCAUUCUCAUCCUCAGUGGCUAAAGAACUUGUAAACUUGGAGUAUCUCGAGAUUAGUAAUUGCCAAAUGUUGGAGGGCAUAUUUAUCUCUGAUGGAAAGUUGGGAAGUCUUUCUUCAUCUCAGAUAUCAUUCUCUGAUGAUGAGGUUAUAUUCCCAAACUUGGAGACAUUGGUAAUAUCCCACAUGGAACACUUGAAGUCAGUAUGGGACAAUCAAUUAGCUCCAAAUUCAUUCUGCAAACUGAAGCAGUUGAAAAUUGAAUUCUGUAAUAAAUUGUUGAAUGUAUUUCCAUCUUAUGUGCUUGAUAAAUUACAGAAUUUGGAGACACUGACUGUAAGUGAUUGUCCUGCCUUGGAAGUUGUAUUUGAAAUGAAAGGUCUAAAAGCAGAUUGUGGUAGACAAUCGAGGCUGGAAAUGCAAUUGGGAACCCUCACUUUGAAACAUUUACCAUUACUUAAACACAUAUGGAGUUGGAAUCCUAAUGAAAGAUUCAAGUUUCAAAACAUCUUCCAAUUGAAAAUUACUGAUUGCAAAGGCCUUAGUCAUGUUUUUCCUCUCUCUGUGGCUAAAGAGCUUCUGCAUCUCCAGGAGCUUUAUAUAGAAAAAUGUGGCAUAGAGAUUAUAGUAGCACAAGAUGAAACGGCUGACACUGUUCCAGUACUUAAUUUCCCAGAAUUAACAUCUUUGAGUUUUCGUGAUUUGACACAACUUCGAAGAUUCUACCUUGGAUUACAUACCUUAGAUUGUCUUUUCUUAAAAGAUGUGGAUGUGCUUCAUUGUGACAAGCUUGAACUAUUCACACUAAGGUCUCUUAAUUGCCAAGACAAUGUACUAGUUGAUACACUACCCCUUCUCUCAAUUGAAAAGGUUGUCUCCAACACAAGGGAGCUUAUUCUAAACAGUAAGGAUGUCACAAUGUUAUGCAAUGGUCAACAUAACAAUGAGACAAUCUACACGGUAAAAGCUCUUCGCCUACGAUGUUUUCAUAAUGAGUCUGACAAAUUUCCAUCAGGUUUCCUCCAAAGGUUUAUCAAUCUCAAAAACCUUAAGAUAACUUGUAGUUCCUUCACAAAGAUUUUCAGUGGAUGUGCUUCCAGCGGACAUUCUGAAACAAUUAUGAAGUUGAGAAGUUUAGUGCUCGUUAACUUACACAACCUCAAGUUUAUUUGUGAAGAGAAAUUUGAGGUGCAAACAGUUCUUCAAAAUAUUGAAAACUUGUUUGUAUAUAGAUGUCCUAGACUCAAUAAUAUAGUUCCAUCCUCGGUGCUGUUUGAGAAUUUACAACAGUUGGAGGUAGGCAAUUGUGCUGGUUUGGAAAAUAUUGUGAAAUCAUCAACAGCUAUCAGUUUACAGAAACUUAGAAAAUUAAUCAUCGAGGGUUGUGAAAAGAUAGGAGAAAUAGUAGCAAGUGAUGAUGAGAAUGAUGAUUCUGAGCUAAGUUUUAUGAAAUUGGAGUAUUUGCGUCUGAGUAAUUUACCAAGGCUAAGAAGUUUUUGCAAGGGAAGACAUGGCCUAAAAUUUCCGCUUCUGCAGAAGUUAUUCGUAGUAGAUUGUCCAAUGAUGGAAACUUUCUCACACGGAGUGUUAAACGCACCAAAGCUCAGAGCAUUAAAUGUAAAGGAACAAGAUGACUGGCAUUGGAACGGUGACCUUAAUACUGCAAUAAGAAAAUAUGUAGCUAAAAUGAACUCUAACGAUGAUUGAAUUUGUCCGCAACAUUCAAAUGAAUGCUCAAGUAGACCGUUCUUCGCAACCACCUGGGCAAAUCAGCAUGUAUUGGGUGCGAGGCUAAUCCCUAAUGGCACAAAUCGUUUACAUCAUGAUGUAUCAGCCUAAUGACUUUUCUAUGAUAAUGACUUCUGUCUCUUGUAAUCUAUUAUUAGCAAAACUUAUAUCUCUUAAACUUCCUCACUCAGUUAAAAUAGGUAACUCAUGCUUGAUUCAGUGUGUUUGUGUGAUCGAUUGUUAAUUCUUGAUAUUAAAUUGGUGGGAUAGAAAUGCAUGUUUCUUCAGAA
Molecule: messenger RNA, 6075 nt
Organism: Medicago truncatula (barrel medic)
Lineage: Eukaryota; Viridiplantae; Streptophyta; Magnoliopsida; Fabales; Fabaceae
Product: probable disease resistance protein At4g27220
Exons: 7
Coding region: 1115-5764 (1549 amino acids)
Molecular function (GO): ADP binding; ATP hydrolysis activity
Source: RefSeq, a predicted model, not a curated record